Messenger RNA from Molossus molossus (Pallas's mastiff bat), 961 nucleotides. RefSeq names its product phenylethanolamine N-methyltransferase (gene PNMT). The transcript has 3 exons. The coding region runs from base 31 to 882 and encodes 283 amino acids. The record is from RefSeq and is a predicted model, not a curated record. NCBI's taxonomy places the organism in Eukaryota, Metazoa, Chordata, Mammalia, Chiroptera, Molossidae. Gene Ontology annotation, molecular function: phenylethanolamine N-methyltransferase activity. Gene Ontology annotation, cellular component: cytosol.
AGCCCGGCACAGGUGAGUCACGGCAGCAGCAUGAGCACGGCAGACCCAAGUCACGCUGCGAGAGCAGCCCAAGACUCGCACCCGGGCCAGGCGGCGGUCGCCUUGGCUUACCAGCGCUUCGAGCCCCGCGCCUACCUCCGAAACAAUUAUGCGCCCCCGCGGGGGGACCUGAGCAUCGCUGAUGGCGUUGGACCUUGGAAGCUGCGCUGCUUGGCGCAGACCUUCGCCACCGGUGAAGUGUCUGGGCACACCCUCAUCGACAUUGGUUCAGGCCCCACCAUAUACCAGCUGCUCAGUGCCUGCACCCACUUCAAGGACAUCACCAUGACAGACUUCCUGGAGGUGAACCGCCAGGAGCUGGGGCUCUGGCUGCGCAAAGAGCCCCAGGCCUUCGAUUGGAGCACUUACAGCCAACACGUCUGCCUCAUUGAGGGCAAGGGUGAGUCCUGGCAGGAGAAGGAGCACCAGCUGAGAGCUAGAGUGAAGCGGGUCCUCCCCAUCGACGUGCACCAGCCCCAGCCCCUUGGUGCUGGGAACCUGGCUCCUCUGCCUGCUGAUGCCCUGGUCUCUGCCUUCUGCCUGGAGGCAGUGAGCCCCGACUUUGCCAGCUUCCAGCGGGCCCUGGACCACAUCACCACACUGCUAAGGCCUGGGGGGCACCUCCUCCUCAUCGGGGCCCUGGAGGAGUCGUGGUACAUGGCUGGGGAGGCCAAGCUAAUGGUGGUGUCCCUGUGUGAGGAGGAGGUGAGGGAGGCCCUGGUGUGUAGCGGCUACAAGGUGCGGGACUUGCGCACCUACACCAUGCCUGCCCACCUUCUAACAGGUGUAGAUGAUGUCAAGGGCAUCUUCUUUGCCUGGGCCGAGAAGAAGGUCGGGGUGUGAGGCCCCAGCACCAGCGGCCCUCAGACACCCAGGCUCCCUAUUCUGAGGUGGCUCCUAAUAAAGAGAUGUUGCUCCUGCC